Messenger RNA from Odobenus rosmarus divergens (Pacific walrus), 1883 nucleotides. RefSeq names its product lymphocyte-specific protein 1 (gene LSP1). The coding region runs from base 74 to 1159 and encodes 361 amino acids. Lineage: Eukaryota; Metazoa; Chordata; Mammalia; Carnivora; Odobenidae. Gene Ontology annotation, biological process: signal transduction. Gene Ontology annotation, molecular function: actin binding. The transcript is spliced from 11 exons. The record is from RefSeq and is a predicted model, not a curated record.
GCAGAAGGAGCAGCCGUGUCCCCAGGGCUGGGGUCAAGCCAGGUCGCCGGCCCGCGGGGCGGCGGCCAGCAGCAUGAGCGGCUCGGCCCUCCUGAGGAGCAGUUCCGGCAAACGGGGCCUGGACAAGCUGGUGAGGCUCACCACUCAGCGGAGCGCGGAAGAUGAGGAGGAGGCCGCCCGGGAGCGGCGCCGCCGGGAGAGGGACCGGCAGCUGCGGGCCCAAGACAAGGACGGAGGCGGCCAGUCCCCCGAGCUGCCCGAGCAGGAGACCCUGCUCAGCCUGAAGCCCUCAGAGGCUCCAGAACUGGACGAGGAUGAGGGUUUCAGCGACUGGUCCCAGAAGCCGGAGCAGCAACGGCAGCACUGGGGGGCCGGGGAGACCUCCAGCUGCGGGGAGCCCCCUUGGGGCGAGAGUCCGGAGGGGCAGCAGGAGGCGGACAGGUCCCACCAGCAUGCCUGCAGGAACCAGGAUGGAAAUGAGCAGAGCCCAGCCAGUGUUUGCCUGGAGGCGUUGCAUCUGAGCCCCAGCUCAGAGCUCCAGGAGGGGCUGGCAACAGAGGAGAUAGAGCCCAAGAGCCCAGAGGGGACCAUGAAGGGCAGCCUGGGGCCAGCAGAAGCUGAGGAGGCAGAUGAGCAGCACCAGGAACGCCAGCAGCCCAGGACACCCAGCCCCCUGGUCUUGGAGGGCGCUACUGAACAGGGCUCGCCUCCCCUGAGCCCCAGCACCAAACUCAUCGACAGAACCGAGUCCCUGAACCGCUCCAUCAAGAAGAGUAACAGUGUGAAGAAGUCCCAGCCAGCACUGCCCAUCUCCAAGAUUGAUGAGCGGCUGGAGCAGUACACCCAGGCCAUAGAGACUGCUGGCCGGACCUCCAAGCUAACCCGCCAGCCCUCCAUUGAGCUGCCCAGCAUGGCCGUGGCAAGCACCAAGAGCCGGUGGGAGACAGGAGAGGUGCAGGCUCAGUCCACUGCCAAGGCCCCCUCCUGCAAGGAUAUUGUAGCUGGAGACAUGAGCAAGAAAAGCCUCUGGGAGCAGAAAGGAGGCUCCAAGACAUCAUCAACAAUUAAGAGCACCCCAUCUGGAAAGAGGUACAAGUUCGUGGCCACCGGACAUGGGAAGUAUGAGAAGGUGCUCGUGGACGAGGGCUCAGUGCCCUAGGCGGCCCUUCCUGCUCUCCUGAGACUACGGGUGCCUCUGGCAGCAACCUCCACGCUCGAGGGGAAGAGUCCAGCCUGAUGCCCACCCCGGCCCUGCCAUGGGAGCCACUGCCAUGACCUGCUUGGCCUGCCUGCACCCCUCCAUCAUCCAGCACGAUCGCCACCUCUGUUCCUCGACCCCCUUGACCUCUCUCCCCUCCCACUCUCUGACCCCCACUCUGCCUCUCAUGGCAGGGGCAGGAAAGGGACUGUCACUGGUGAUUGACCCAAGGGGCCACCCCCACAGAGGCCAAGGCUUCCCAAGGAAGGCCCAGGCUGGGCAGAGAGAGAACACCUGCUGGGGAACCUCCAGAUCAAGAGACAGUGAAUCCUGCACCACGUUCUCAGACCCUGCACCACCCCCCUCCAACCCCUGCUUGCAGCCUCCUCCUUCUAGUGCAAUAAAGCUCCUCGUGUGUUCCAAAUUCUCGUUCUGUGUUCACUAACUGGGGGAGCAACAAGGGAGCAGUGCCAACCCAGUUGGAAAUCCCUCCCUACCCACACUGGACAGUGGUAGCAGCCAGGUCUCUGGCCUCCAGAAUCAGAUACCGUUCAGUCCCAUGGCCUUCUGCAGUGUUAGACUCUGCAAUCUGAGGUGUAUGGUGGCUUAAGUUGGGGUGCAGGUGACGGGUGAGGUCCAGUCUUCUUCCAGAACAUCUGUGAUGCUACCCUCCCCUUGAAUGGCC